GCCAACCGAGUCUCGCGCAAGACCCUCAGGCAGCGAAUGGCGUUCCCGGCGUGGCUGCACAGCUCUCCGACGACGAGCCGGCUACCCCAGACGGCGAAGACGCUGCCGUCCUGUCGCGCGACUACGGCGCAGGGAGUACUGUGACCAACAAGCCUCGCCAGAGCUCCUCGUCGGAUUCGGGUUACGGCUCGCCCACGCCGCGCAACAAGCCGUUGCAGCCCGACGACAUGCAGCCGAUACCUGUCAUCUGGGGCGGAGAGCCGGGCACGGAAGCUGCGUCGAAAGGGCAACCAAAGACGUCAGCCGCUUCUGCAGACCCGAGGCGGUCGCAGUCGAUGCGUUCGUUCCGCUCGAGCGGUACGGGCCGUCGCGACGCGGCGGAUGGGCAAAGCAUGUACACCACCCAGUCCGGGAGAUACACUCCGGCCCAGCGUCCUCGGAGGGUCAGCAUGAGCGGCGGAGCGUUCGCCGACGGUGCAGGAACUGUCGGGCCAGCUGUCACUCCGGACCCGGCGGAGACCAACCUCUUCAGGUCGCGCAGUGUUAGUGCAGAGUCUGCAUUGUCGAAUAAGCAGAGGCUGAGGAUCAGCAAAGAGGAGAUGAAGCAAGGCAAACGUCUGGCGAAGGUCAUUCAGCAAGAGGCGAAGGUCGAGAAGCGCGCUCUGGAGUCCGCUGUCAGAGAGCUCGCGGAACUGCAGAAGCUACAGAAGUACGCCGUAAAGGAGGAAGCGAAGACGAACGUUGCGUACGGUCACGCCUUGCACAAGUUCCACCAAGAAGAGCUUGUGUUCCUCGCUGCACAGGCCAAAUUCGAACGUGCGAGGGCUGAUUUAACGGCACACGAGGACGCUCGCGAAGCUGCUCGUGAACAUGCACAGCAAGCCACGGAGAUGCUUCAAGAGAAAACUCGUGAAGUUGAACGGCUUCGGGCCCAGAAGGCCGCUGAUGAUCGCGAGCGCGAGGCGAAGAUACGACAACUCAAGGGAAAAGCCUAGGCCAAAGAGUUGUU
Messenger RNA from Phanerochaete carnosa HHB-10118-sp, 1009 nucleotides. RefSeq lists its product as uncharacterized. The transcript is spliced from 5 exons. The record is from RefSeq and is a predicted model, not a curated record. NCBI's taxonomy places the organism in Eukaryota, Fungi, Basidiomycota, Agaricomycetes, Polyporales, Phanerochaetaceae. Bases 336 to 995 code for a protein of 219 amino acids.